Paramecium sonneborni is the source of this 295-nucleotide messenger RNA. The record is from the annotation of a GenBank genome assembly. NCBI's taxonomy places the organism in Eukaryota, Ciliophora, Oligohymenophorea, Peniculida, Parameciidae.
AUGUAAUAUUGGUGUUUUUCUUUCUCAUCCUUGUGUUCUGCUUGUAUCAACAAUUCAAAUGAUUGUANAUAAGAUAAAUUAAUUGAAGUUUUGUAACAUUUUGUAAAAGGAUAAAUUACUCAUCUUAUAUAGAGUAAUGAAUUGUUUGUAAGAGCUAUUAAAUAAAAUAAUGAUAUUAUAGGAGUUAACAAAAUAUUAAAGAAUGAUUUAAGGUAUAAUUUAAGUAUUAAUAUCUAGCGGUUAUUUAACAACUCCAUCUGCUUUGAUCAGCUCUUGUUGCUUUAAAAUAAAAUGA